Messenger RNA from Spodoptera litura, 4837 nucleotides. It is a transcript of the gene Syn1, whose product is annotated as Syntrophin-like 1. The record is from RefSeq and is a predicted model, not a curated record. Gene Ontology annotation, molecular function: structural molecule activity; protein binding. Gene Ontology annotation, cellular component: dystrophin-associated glycoprotein complex; intracellular anatomical structure. NCBI's taxonomy places the organism in Eukaryota, Metazoa, Arthropoda, Insecta, Lepidoptera, Noctuidae.
GGACAGGGGCGUACGGGCUGUCAAAAUUGUAUAGGUACCUAUCGAUUGUGCAAUAAAUUCGUAUUUUAACAUGAUAAUUUAAUAAAGUGCGUUUGUUUUUUAUGUAGCCGUAAGUAGUCAAUGUUUAAAUAUAAAAUGAAGUGAGAUAUAUCUGUGGCAUCAGAAAUAUCGUGAAUGAAUUUAAUAAAAUAGUGAGCUCUUGGGUUUUUUCUUGUUUGUUGUGAAAACAAGAGAAACGAUGGUGGAGAACGGAGCCUCCAGUGGGGGUAGUGACAGCCCCAGUGCAACAUGUUCACGUUCAGGCCUGCUGGAGACGCUAGUGCGCGGUGUCUGGUAUCGUGUGCAUUGUACGCUGGAAGAGGAUUACUUGAGCGUGUGUCUCGAUGAUGGGUACGAUGCGACGACCACGUUGAACGGCACCUUGAAUAACAACAACGUGGAAACUCCAAACAGUGAUUUCACGGAAGUUCCAGAAGCUAUUGCGAAUCAGAAACGUUUAGUACAAGUGGUUAAGUCAGACAAUAAUGGUUUGGGAAUAUCAAUAAAAGGUGGCAUAGAAAAUAAUAUGCCUAUACUAAUAUCAAAGAUAUUCAAGGGCAUGGCAGCUGAUCUUACAGAACAGUUAUAUGUUGGUGAUGCUAUACUAUCUGUGAAUGGCGAGGACCUGAAGGAUGCCACACAUGAGGAGGCAGUGAAAGCAUUGAAAAGAGCUGGGAAAAUGGUGCAGUUGGAAGUUAAGUACCUCCGUGAGGUGACUCCGUACUUCAGGAAGGCGUCAAUCAUCAGUGAAGUAGGGUGGGAGUUGCAGCGAGGUUUCAUGGCAGAUGUACCACCUUCACCUCCAUCACCACGUCGCCGGCGCGCCGACACUCGCUAUGUACCCUUGUUGAUGGCAUGCAUCGCCAAAAACUUACGUCAUCGAGAUCCAGAGGAGAGAACAAUCGAGAUUUACUCUCCGGACGGCGUGCACGCCCUAGCGUUGCGAGCGAGCAGUGCUCAGGGCGCGACGGGCUGGCACCGCGCCCUGCACGCCGCCGUGCGCCGGGCGGCGCGGGCCGCGCUCGCCCGCGCCAGGCCUCGCCUGCGCCCGCUACUGGGAGAUGUACGGUACGCCGGCUGGCUGGCUAGGCGACCUCCACAGGAUCAUAUGAGUGCAUCUGGUGGUUCAGACAGCUCCGACGAGGCAGAUGGCUGGCAACCCACUUUUGUUGCUAUUACCGACCGCGAAAUUAGGUUGUACGAGGCAGCACCCUGGUCUGGCGAAGCGUGGUGUGCCCCCGCAGAGUGUUUCGGUUUAGCGGCCACUCGACUGGCAUGGUGGCGGCGCGCGGCGGGCGGGGCCGCGGCCCUAGGGCUCCGCGCCGGGACACCGGCCGGCCUCGCCGUGCGGGCGCUUAGGGCUGAUACUCCGCACGACCUGGCCGCCGUGGCCGGGGCACUAGUCGACGGAGCGCACCAUGCCGUGCGAGCCAUGCCUGAGUUUACGUUCCGCUGUCGUUUCCGCGGCGCGUGCGCGCGCCUGUCGCUGGGCGCGGGCGGCGUGUGCGUGUGGGAGGCGGCGGGGUCGCUGGGCCGCGGCGGCGCGCGCGCCCUCUACCGCCGCCCGCUGCACGCCCUGCGCGCCUCCGCCGACGACGACCGCUCCGCGCUCUGGCUACACUUCGCCGACGACGACACUGUCGAGCUGGACAUGGAGGGCAGCCCGAAGCCUGCAGUGUUCAUCCUGCACAACUUGCUGUCGGCGCGCGUGCACUCGCUGGGCGGCGCGGAGCCGACCUCGCCGCCGCUAUAGCCCGCGCCCGCGGCCGCGCCCGCCGAGCCCGGGCCACUACAUUACGCGGCCUAAUCUCUCCUCUCAAUUUUCCCUUAGGACUGACGUCGCAUCUCUAUAUUGAUCGCGACUGUUAUUGUACUACACCCAUGAACGUGGCGGAAUGCUAAAUAUUUCAACCCGAAUGUUACCUUUUACAGUGGCAGCGAAGAGUUUUACUUCGAAUUUUUAUGUGAUUUUUCACAACUAAAUCGUUAAAUAUGAUAUGAAUUUAAUGUGAGAAUGCACAUAAAUACACCACGAUUUGUAAUGUGAGUCAGCUGUAGGAUUCUUUGGAAUAUCUCUUGUAAUUGUAACUAUUGUAUCACCCUUCCUAGUGUUAUGUUAACAUGUAUAAGAGUAGUAGUUCCCACAUAGCAUCUUUCUCAUCGAAUCUCUUGUAACUGACGUAUCUGUGAUGUUAACAAUUUAUCAUGAUCCCUUCAUAUCUGCCCCGUAUCAAUAGUAAUAUUUUGUAACUUAUUUAGUGACUGAUGUAGUUCAUAGAACUAUUUUACAAUGGAAGCCAGUGAUGAUUACAUAUUAAAAGCACCAUUUGUCUCACUAAUGAAGCCAGUUAAGUGAAGGACUGUUAGUCCUGUUCCAAACGUAACCAAAUUCCGUAAGAAUGACUUGUACAGACACCGUAACUGUAAAUUGACAUUGCCAAAGAGUUGAACACGUUACGUUACAUACUGGACAAUACACGUGACAUUGGCUGUAGUAGCGGGUGUCGCCGCGGGUCCGCGAGGGCGCGAGUGUUGCUGCUUCGCUUGUAUGUGGCUGUCAUUGUUCUUCCAAAGAUAUCAAUUUUUAAAUGUUUGUUUUGUUUGAUGUUGUAGCUUAAUGUAGCGUAGAGAAAUGUAAUUAUCGUUUGAAUUGAUCAUAAUGUAUUUUUAUAAUUUCCGUUGUAAAUAAAUAGGUAUACUGUUUUAUAAACGGUACAUUCCCAGAAUGUAGACGAUUACAUUUGCUUUAAUAUUUGUAGCGUUUAUCUGAAGUAAGGUUAAAUUAAGGUUCCAAUAAUAUAUGAUGUAUAUUGUGUAGUCACUUGUAUCUUGUAAGAGGGCAAUAUACGAGGUGAUAAAUAUUAUUUAUUUUGAUAUCGAAUCGUACAGCCUGCGUUGUUAUUGGGGAAGCCUCCAAUUUUUAUCCAAGUACUCAUUUAUGUACUGCAUUAUUAUCCACGUGAACAUUUGUAAUCUCGGUAAAUUUAUCUCAAGAUAUUUACUUUGUGUAAUCUCAUAAACAUUCCCUAUUCGUGAUUAUUUUACAUUCUUAAGAGUAACUUUAAAAUAUGCUUAAUCGAUUUUUAUGAUAAGUACUUACUAAAACACUAAUUUGUAUUUCACUAAAUUACUAAACGAACACUUACUGUAACUCGGGAAACGAACGUAUUUACGAAAUAUAUUGUAUCUGUUGUUUGAUUAGUAUUGAGUAUCGAAUGUUAGGUUGUAAGAGGAGUUGUCCACUUUACGGGGAGUUCAGUUAGAACGUUUGCAAGCGAAUUAUUAUCAGUUACGUUCAAUAAUUAAAGUUGGUUGUUUUAUUUUUAAAAUCAAAGAAAGUAACUCCGUAAAGUGAUACACAUACAAUGCAAUUUUCAGAUGUAAGUUCUAUGAAACGACAUUUAUAAUGACGUAGUUACCAUGAUUUUAACUUAUUUAGGCACUGUCGGGAAUCUCUGUGCGAACAGUUUCCGUAUGUAAAAUUAACGCUAAGAUACUAAUCUUGUAAUCUCUUAGAAUUUCUACUGGUGACAUUCCUUCAUAUUAUGAUAUUAAACUUCCAUUGCGCGGGCGCAUAAAGCCGUCGCGACGAAUAGACUGUAUAGAAGUAAUAUUGUCUACUGUAUUGUUAUUUUGUGUGACUACAUAGAUUGCUACAGGCGAGCCAAUUUGUCCAGCCGAUUGGUCGAUGCAAAUUAUAUUCGAAUUUUAUUCGAUUAUAAUUAUUAGCCAUUUGACUGGGGCCUAUUGUAUCUUUCCUCAGUAGAUGGCGCAAAUGUAGGAAGUGGUUGUUUUGUCCAAUCAAAGUAGCUGUCAAAUAUUGAACGUCUAAUGGUGUUACAAUAGCUGAUUCCCUAUGGGACGAAAAUUGCAAGGGUCACAUUAUCGCCACCUAGUGAGCAAAACUACGGUAGCCCUCAUUGACUCAGGUAAAAGGUGAUUUGCAGGCUCGUCUAGAAGCAGUAAAGCCUUAUUAUUUAAUUGUAUCCCAGAUGAGUGAUUUUUACAAUUUUUUUGUUAUUUAUUGAAUGUUUUAAUUAAUAUAUUUUUAAAUGAAUUCCAGUUAUUAAUAUUAUUGGUUUUGCAAGACGUUUUGUUCUGUUGUAGUGUUAUAUCCUAGUCUUGCACUAUAAGACUGAGUUUUAUUUUCAAAUUAUACGUAUAUUAUGUGUUAUUGAUUGAUCAGUGACAUAGUAUUUCUACACUGUCUAUGCAAAACUAGAUUAUGAGUCAUAACAAAAUCAUAAUUAAUUAGGUAAACUGUAUUCUGUUGUAUUUAAGGCAAUUGUUAUUAUACAUUCGUGUGGGCUGGGUGUACGAACUACUGUUGCAUUGCAGUGCAUAAUAUACUUAAAAGAAGCUGAAAACGACAAAAUUAAAUAUAGUAAUUCUUCUAUGUUGUAAUAUUAUGCAUGUAAAGUACAUACGAAUAUUUCUUGCAACAUUUUACAAUAUGCGCAAACAAUGUUACUGUUGUAGUUGUUUGCGCAACUGGUUGCGCAAACAAGAAGUCGUCAGUUUAUAAGCAAUGUGGAAGAUGUGUGGUUUUACCUAUUUGCUUGUUCUUUUUGUGUUAGGUGGAACAAUAACUUCUUGUGACAACAGUAGUUCGUAAAUGUACGCCCAUAUUCUCGCAACGCUAUAGUUGACGUUUUAUUUUUAUAAUUAAGGUUUUUCUAAAAUGUGUUUACCUUGCUAGUUGACUUGUUACUUACGACCCAUUGGUAGCUAUCAUAGCGUUCAUGAUCAUGUAGUAAGAUCUGUCAUUCUGUCAUGCAUUAAAACAACGAAGAAAAUA